AUGAACAAGAAAAGAAAUAAUUUCAAAAGUUUAAAAAAUGUUAAAAAGAAAAAGCCUUUGGAUUUGUCACAAUGCAUGCCACCAGAUUUACACCAUCGAGUAGCGAAAAUUAUUUCACUUCCGUUUGGAAAGGAUGAACCGUUUGAAGAACAGAAAAAAGUGACUUUCAAGGAUCUUUUGAUGGAAUUGGAUCCGAAUCUAGCUAAAAAGUUAGACGAUGGCUUGACUGAAGAGAAUUUUGUUGAAAUUAUCGAGAAACAUGAAAAGCACAAGGAAAUUGAAGUGAACAUUGAACCGAGAGCACCUGAAAGAAAAUUAUUUAAACCAAACGUUAAUUGGUUUGCUGAAUACAUAAACAAGACGAAGAAGGAACGAAUUGUCUGGCAAACAAAACUUUUCAAAGACAACAGAGAAAUUCAUGAGAAAUCUUUGUUCGAACAAACUGAAGAACUCAUCGACAUUGCUGCUGAACAUUUUGCAGUUUGGUUGAAACAAAUGGAUGAAGAGUCGAAUAUUAAUAAAGAAUUCGUGAAGCAACUUUUCUCGAUUGGAGUGGAAAGUGACGCGUCAAAAGCGCUUCAUGUUGAACCGAAAGAAAUUUUGGCCAUUCCACAUGAAGUGGCAAAAGUGAUGAAUCUUCCCGAUCAUUCCAUUCAAAAUAAUGUCGUGAAGAUGUCACGAAGUGAUAAGAAAUCACGAAUGAAGAAACCUAACACUGUCGCUUUUGGUCGUCUCUUACCACUUUCACUUCGUAUACAAAAAUUUAAUGAAAAUCUUUUUGAUGAACUUUACACCAUUAAUUGUCCACCGGAAUUACAAUCAUUGGAAGUUGUCUUUCACUCAAUUUUACAUCUUCGUUCAACACAUGCCUUGAUUGAACUUCUGAAAGCCAAACCUGAGCUACCACGAGCGAAAUAUCUUGAAGACAACAAAUUAUUUGACCCAAAAACUAUUCUGAAAUCACAAAAUAAAAUUUCGCCCUUAUGGACACAUUUUUAA
This is a messenger RNA of Clunio marinus, 999 nucleotides long. The record is from the annotation of a GenBank genome assembly. NCBI's taxonomy places the organism in Eukaryota, Metazoa, Arthropoda, Insecta, Diptera, Chironomidae.